This is a messenger RNA of Loa loa (African eye worm), 642 nucleotides long. RefSeq lists its product as hypothetical. The record is from RefSeq and is a predicted model, not a curated record. The transcript is spliced from 5 exons. The coding region runs from base 31 to 534 and encodes 167 amino acids. NCBI's taxonomy places the organism in Eukaryota, Metazoa, Nematoda, Chromadorea, Rhabditida, Onchocercidae.
UGGCUGUUUCAAACGAAUUUCAUUAUUAGGAUGAAUUGUGCUAGAGGAGAGUCGUCAUACGGUGAUGGCUCGAACCAUUGCGGCCUGAAGGACGAUGAAGAUGGGAAUUUGGUAAAAUUCACAUGCUUUUUGUGCGGUCUCACCGAGAACUGCCGUUAUGGUUUGGUGGAAGUUUCGGGUCGAACACAUAAUUACCGGUACAAGGAUGAAAUGUACUACAUGUUGGAUCCAUUCCGAAAUCGAAAUACUGUGAAUGAAAGACGGCUAACUCGGACAAAGGCUAACACUUGCAGUAAGACUUCCGGGAGCAAGACUGCAAGCAUUUUGGAUAUACUCGUUUUGGGAGCGAUUUGCAGCAUAUGUGGACAGCCUGUCUGCAUUGGUGAGGAUUGUGGUGUUUUCUACGCAAAAGCCUUUUGUAUCGUGUGUAUAAAUCGAGAAAAAGCGCACUUCCCAAAAAAUUUCAUCGAGCAGAUUGACGCAACUCGUAAACAGCGUAAAUCUGAGCGGAAAGAAGUUACAGUGUUUGUUUGAUAUACAGAUUGUUCAUAUGUAUAUAUAAAUAGGCUAAACUUUCACAUCAUAAAUAUUCUCAUUCUUCUGUGACUAUGACCAUCACACCUGAUGCAGACAUUUAUCAUG